Molecule: messenger RNA, 515 nt
Organism: Paraglomus occultum
Lineage: Eukaryota; Fungi; Glomeromycota; Glomeromycetes; Paraglomerales; Paraglomeraceae
Source: the annotation of a GenBank genome assembly
GCUCUUCGGAUUUUACUCCACGCGAUAUCUACAUCAGCAUCUCGAUACCAAAGAUAUAUCCAACCAUUGGUUUCUCUGAGCAUCGAUUUCUACGUUCGUGUAUUUCUACGCGUUUAUUCUUCUCCCAUUACUGUCAAGAAAGCUUGUUGCAAGACAUUACAAGUUUACACCUGUUCAGGAUGUAAAAGCUUUCAUACUCGCCCACUCGGCAGGAUGACUGAGAAGAACUCAUUUACCCCAAUGACUGGACCUCCAAUUAAUUCUUCGUGUGAAUUUUGCGAUGGGAAAUUUCAUAUCGGAGGUCCAAUGUGGGGUGCUAACUUACAUGACCAAGAGUUUGUUAAAAGAUUACUAGAAGACGUUCGGAAUGCGUCCACUGAUGAUUACAAGACACAUUCGAGGAUGCUAGGAAUGUUGACUUUGGUUUCCGAGGAAAUAGACUUUCCAUUUUACUAUACACCAUCAGGACUAUCGGGAAUCAUACGUUGCACUGUGCCACCAUUAAAAACUUUUUG